GCCUGCUUAAAUCAUUUUCUGCCUGUCGACAACGAGGAACAAACGGACGACUCACCUGUGCUGCGAUAUGGCUGAAGUCGAAGACACUUUAAAGAGGAUUCAAGGCUAUAAUGGUGUUAUUGGCUCAAUAGUCGUUAACGCAGAAGGCAUUCCCAUCAGAACGACCCUAGACAACUCGACGACGGUGCAGUAUGUAGGACUGCUGCAUCAGCUGACUAUGAAAGCCAGGAGUACGAUCAGAGACAUCGACCCCCAGAACGACCUGACGUUUCUGCGCAUCAGGUCCAAGAAACACGAGAUCAUGGUGGCACCAGAUAAAGAAUUCCUGAUGAUCGUCAUCCAGAGCCCAACUGAGUAGAUGGCAUACUCACUAAAUUAUAUUCUUUAAAACAUGUAACUGUGUUUGUACACUGCCCUAAACAAGUAUAACAUUUCGUCUAGUGAAUAGCUUUUAAAAUAAUCCAAAUAUUUCUUUUUAUUAAAACUUUUGAUUGUGCAUUGUGAUUGAUUGGAUGUCAAGUCGUCAAUAAAUAAGUGAUUUGUUGUCUUUAUU
Molecule: messenger RNA, 553 nt
Organism: Rhinichthys klamathensis goyatoka
Lineage: Eukaryota; Metazoa; Chordata; Actinopteri; Cypriniformes; Leuciscidae
Gene: dynlrb2
Product: dynein light chain roadblock-type 2
Exons: 5
Coding region: 68-358 (96 amino acids)
Biological process (GO): microtubule-based movement
Cellular component (GO): cytoplasm; centrosome; cytoplasmic dynein complex
Molecular function (GO): dynein intermediate chain binding
Source: RefSeq, a predicted model, not a curated record